Messenger RNA from Pangasianodon hypophthalmus (striped catfish), 6246 nucleotides. RefSeq names its product potassium voltage-gated channel subfamily A regulatory beta subunit 2b (gene kcnab2b). Gene Ontology annotation, molecular function: potassium channel regulator activity; voltage-gated potassium channel activity; transmembrane transporter binding. Bases 2367 to 3770 code for a protein of 467 amino acids. NCBI's taxonomy places the organism in Eukaryota, Metazoa, Chordata, Actinopteri, Siluriformes, Pangasiidae. The transcript has 15 exons. Gene Ontology annotation, cellular component: extrinsic component of cytoplasmic side of plasma membrane; voltage-gated potassium channel complex; cytoplasm. The record is from RefSeq and is a predicted model, not a curated record. Gene Ontology annotation, biological process: transmembrane transport; regulation of action potential; potassium ion transport.
CUCAGGGAUGUUGCAUGGGCAUGCUGCCCACACCCAGAGUUCUGUGUCAGGCUAGUGCACGUUAGAGUGGCACGAUAUUAGGUCAGGCCAGGAAACUGAAGGAAGACUUCUUUUUGAUAUUUGAGUUUGUUUCUGCUGUCAGUAGGGCUAUAGAAGUAGUUGUGAAAACAUAGAGAAUCCUGCAGACUUGGUGGGCUUUUAACAGGCAUGAUGUCUUUGCACUGUAGUUGGAAACUUUUCCAUAUAGAGUGCAUACUUUUGUGUCUCUGCUGUCUCUGCUGCAUCUAGAGAGAUGGGAACGGUUCAUAUCUGAAUGUUCUCAUCGUCAUAUGAUGAUACUUGUAUCUGAUUUCCAUUUGUUCCACAUUUCCAUUUCCAUUACAUAGGUGUGAUUUAAGUAAAGGAUGUAAAAAUCUAUCUUAAGAGUUUUUUUAAAUAAAGUUGGCAGUGGGUGUUUUAUAAUCUCAUGUAAGAUCUGAUGUAAUUUUGUGUACAGUGUUUUUUUUAUAUCAGUCAGUGCAUCAGUGUAAAUAACAAUAAUUUUACCAUUGUGUUAGCAUUGUUUAUUCAGACAGAUAAAGGAUAUAAGCAUGCGCAUUCAGUGAUAUUGAUUUACAUGUUAAAAUUAAUGUUUUGGAUAUAAUAUACUGUCGUAUAUUUGUAACACUUAAGAGCCAGAAGUGGUAGAAGUUAAACUUAUUGAAGAAUCAUUCCCAUGUCAAAUUACAGGUAGCUCAUUUAAUCAGUAAUUCUAAUUCAAAUGAACAGGCUUAACUUAAAAUGAGAAAACAUCAAGUAUACAAACCACUGGGGAAACCUGGAAGCUGGUCAUAUGACUUACAACAGUAGCACUAGCAAGACUUCUCAAUACGUAAGCCAUACUAAUAAAUAUAUAGACAGAACAUUAAUCACAAGGAAUGUGUGUAAAUGAUCAUGGGGGAGUGGUCAGGGCAGAUUUGGAACAGGAGUGAGGAAACAAUGCAGAAUUUGAUAUGAAUAUGUAGUGUGUAAAGAUGUGCUGUGUACACCAGGUGGCACCAUAACAUCGGCAUGGAGGAUGGAGGCAUCUAACCAGUGACUGAUGCAGAGUUUGAAAAAGGAACCUGAGACAGUAUCAGGCUGACAUAAGAGCAAAAACAUGGGCUUAGACAGUAGCUAAGACAGCACCAAGAACAGAAGCUGAGACUCAGACUGACACAAGAUCUAAGCAGAUCUAAGAUCUAAGAAAGUGUCUAGGAGUUUUAAUAUAUAUACGUAACUGACAAAUGGGGGCAUGUCCUUAGAACCGUGGACCAAGGUAGCAGGUUCAAAAUGUCUUUAUUUAGUCUUUUUAUUGAAUAAUUUAAACAUGCAGGAUAGGGUUGGGGGAAAACACUUGAUGACAACGCACUUGGAGAGUCAGAUUAGAAUUAAACUCUCACAACGCAUAACUCUUAGUAAAUUAUUGAGCUAUUCAUCUUAAAGCAUAAUAUAACAAUGGUAAAUUAUUCACCCGUAGCAAAACUAAGAAAAUAGUAUAUAAAUAGUUAGUAGAGUGAGGAAAUUAACUCAGGAAUUUAAAGAGAUAAAGAUCAGUUUGAUAAAUAUUUACACUGUUUAUUUAUGAAAAUACCCAAAAUAUUACCAAUAUUAGUUGUACAACCAACAAAAUUAGAAUUAAGUGUCAUAGUGAUGUGACUCAAAGCUAUUUCUACUAAAUGAACACAAUAGAAAACCAGAAACAUUUACCCAUUUGCUCAACAGUUGCAACUUAUUUUUUUUGAACAUCUUAAUUAAAGUGCAUUAUCUGAGCCUGAGUUUACUGAGUUUAUUGCCGACAUUAUUUGCUAAACUCAAGUGAGUGAAAAGCACAUGUUUAAUUCUGGAACGCAUGUUUUAGAGUGGCAUUUAGUCACACAUUGGUAGUGAAACUUAAAAAAAAUUUUGUCACAGUCUUUAAGGACUGUUUAUUUCUCUGCCAGCUUUAGUCCAUGCGAUUUGCAUGUCAGCCAUUCACCUUUGCCCAUGCCACCAGAGAGUGUUUGCAUGCACAAGAGUGUCUUUUCCCAGAUAACUGUCACAGCCCACACUUUUACUCACCCUGUGCCACAAGCCACUAUAUCUGCUAAACUGUGUUUCUUGCUUUGGGGUUUCCAGCUCAUCCAGAUGGGCUGGGAGCUACGGCUGGCUCUGAUUACAAUGCAUGAGUGUGUGUGGUGUUGUGUGAGAGAAGGGGCAGGUGCUAUUUAAAGCAGGGUAUCUGCUCACGUGGCUCUAUUAGUCUCUGUCCUGCUACUGUACUUUCCUCACUCUUCCCUUUGCUUGUGCUUGAUUGAGACCACUUGUGGGGCAGCGUCAAGUCCGAGGUCACUCAGGUGGGUGGGCAGAUGUUUGCCACUCACAGAAGCAGUCUGACUGAGUUGCGUGUGAGCCAUGGUGGCAGCCGCCUCAGCCGACAACAGAGUUUCCCUUCGGAAUCCCUACAGGUGCCCAAGGUGGGCAGCAGCGGGCGCAGGAGCAGCAGCAGCAGUGGCCGGCUUCUCUCGCUCUCCUUCAGUGAAAGCAUGCGAAGCGAAAUUGACCGCUACCUGUCUGAGCAGAGUCUGUGCCCACUGCGCCAGGACAGAAGUAAUCACGCCAACUUGAAGGGGAUAAGAGAAGUGCGGGCAGCUGCUCAGCUGAAGAAUCUGGAGGACUUCCUAAGGAGCAAUGAUGUGUCUCUGCAGGAUUGUGUGGCCUAUCAUACAGGCAUGAAGUACAGAAACCUUGGAAAGUCUGGCUUGCGGGUGUCAUGUCUAGGGCUAGGCACGUGGGUAACUUUUGGAGGACAAAUCACAGAUGAGAUAGCAGAGCAGUUAAUGACGCUGGCAUAUGAAAAUGGGAUCAACCUGUUUGACACAGCUGAGGUGUAUGCUGCGGGCAAGGCCGAAGUGGUUCUUGGCAGUAUCAUAAAGAAGAAAGGGUGGAGACGUUCCAGUUUGGUUAUUACCACCAAGAUCUACUGGGGUGGAAAAGCAGAAACAGAAAGAGGAUUGUCAAGAAAGCAUAUAAUAGAGGGUCUGAAAGCGUCAUUGGAGAGACUGCAGUUAGAAUAUGUUGAUGUAGUAUUUGCUAAUAGACCAGACCCCAACACACCAAUGGAAGGAAAUCCAUUUAACACCUCAAAAACAAGAACAUUCAUCAUAGAAGAGACAGUGCGAGCAAUGACCCACGUGAUUAACCAAGGAAUGGCCAUGUACUGGGGCACGUCUCGCUGGAGUUCAAUGGAGAUCAUGGAAGCAUACUCAGUGGCACGGCAGUUUAACUUGAUCCCACCAAUAUGUGAGCAGGCUGAGUACCACAUGUUCCAGAGGGAGAAAGUAGAGGUUCAGCUGCCUGAGCUCUUCCACAAGAUAGGUGUGGGUGCCAUGACAUGGUCCCCUCUGGCUUGCGGGAUAAUCUCAGGGAAGUAUGAUAGUGGUGUGCCCCCUUCCUCACGUGCCUCUCUGAAGGGCUACCAGUGGUUGAAGGACAAGAUCCUGAGUGAGGAAGGCCGGCGUCAGCAGGCGAAGCUGAAAGAGCUGCAGGCCAUCGCAGAGCGGCUCGGCUGCACGCUGCCCCAGCUGGCCAUCGCGUGGUGUCUACGGAACGAGGGAGUGAGCUCUGUGCUGCUAGGCGCAUCCAGUACCGACCAACUCAUGGAGAACAUAGGAGCCAUCCAGGUUCUAUCAAAGUUGUCAUCCUCUAUCAUUCAUGAGGUGGACAGUAUUCUAGGAAACAAGCCAUACAGUAAAAAAGACUACAGGUCCUAAAGGGAGCCUUUCUCUGCUCGCUGUCCUUUUGCUCCUACAUCUGCUUGAGCUUUAACUGAAUGAGACUUUGGCUCACGGGACCGGACCUGGCACAGUUGCAGUUUGUGCUGGAGAUACCAACUCACACUCAGUAGAGUCUACUGAUUCAGCUAGGAGGAAUUAAAUGUCUUCAGAAUGGCAAAUGGAGGAAGAAUCAUAGACCAAAUCAGCUGGACAAACAGAAUACUCCUUUAACCCACAGAGGCGCCUCUAAAACAUGCACGCUCGUUGACUCACUUGCUUUUUCCCUUUUAGGAAUCUUCUAGUAAACACAUAGGGUUCCAGAGAACAUCUGUACGUGUUCUAUAACUGCAUGUGAUUCACAGGGCUAGACACAUGCUUUUUGUCCUUUAUCUUGGAAAUAUAACCAUUUUAAAAAUGCUUUUGGAACAUAGUUAGCAUAUCAUUUCUAAGAGCACUGGUUGUGUAUUUCAGCCACUAACAACUUCAUAGGGGAAUUAAACAGUGCAUUUGUGAAGAUCAGUUAAGUAGAAAUUUCAUGCCUUUCACCUUUUGUUCUUCAGUGUCUCUGAAUGGAGGUAGAGAUUGGAUACUUUUCUCUUAGACUAAAGUAUAGACUAAAGUUUAACCUUAACAUCUGUAGUAAUGCCACAUACUUUUUCCAUCCAUUAGAGAUUCCUAAACAUCUGAUCAUGGGAGUAGAACAGUUUUCAAAUUUGUCGGUUUGAAAUAAAGAGUUAAGAUUAGCAAAUAACUACCACAAUUUAUUUCUUAACUAGCUUGACAAGUAGCUUUCUCUGUAUGUGGAAACAGCAAAAAGAUUGGACAGUAACUGCAUUCUGUGUAGUUAGGAAGCAAGUGAACAUCUUAAAUAUUACUACAUUCACAUUUCUCAGAGGUCACUGAAGGAACACCAAAGAAUUCUUAUUAUGUAUGUAUUCUCCUCGAUUUUACUCUUAUUCUUACAUAUUGGAAACAGAAAUACAUCCAAACAGGGAUGUUUAUUUAGCAGGACCAUAAUAUAAAAAUACUCUUCUAUGAAUAUUAGGUGUAAUAUAGAGUGUAAUAUUAAGUAAUUAAUCUUAUAUCCAUUCAUUGUUUGAUUUGCCUUAAUGCUCAAAAUUUUAAAUCAUGUUGUUUUUAUUUUCUCAUUAAACAUAUCCUAUUACAUGCAUAUAAAUACAUAUAUCAAACAUACAUUUAUAACAAACCUUUCUACUGUGUUUAUGGAAUGGGCUUUUUGGGACUGGUACUGUUUAUGCUUGUCUUUUCAUGUUGAAAGGUAAGGUUGAAGCACUUUUUUUUUUUUAAUUGUUUUAAAGAGGUUCUAGUUGAUUUUUACUCCAAAAACCAGUGUUUACAUAUUGGAGUUGCCUGUUUUUUCUGGGUGAGCAGGCAGUGAUAUAUUUCUUUUGUUAUUUGUAUGGCCAGUGGCUCCCUCUGCUGAGCAGUGAUGCUCUUUAACAAAGCCAUAAACCUACAGCACCACCAAAACCACUCACCAAACAAGCAUGAAAACAGACCCAUGUAUGUGUAUGUAUGUGUACAGUCCGAAUUAAGUCUUGCAAAAUUACAUUUACUCAUUUGUUAUCACUUUAAUAUUAUACUAUUUGCAUCAUAGGCCAUUAUGCACAUCUUGUAUAAAACUGAAAAGUGAAUUAGAGCUCAUUAGAGCCUCACUGUGAAGGAUCAGUUUCUAUUUUAUAUUUGACUGCUAAUAGAUUACAGUGAAGCCCAAAUUAACUGGCUAAAGGCUAUAAACCUCUCCCUUUCCUAAAUACAUUAAUAAAACCUUAAUCCAUUUUACUAUCCCAAACUUUUAGUGAGUGUGCUUGUUUAAGCUUUUUAGGAUCACUUUAGGCAGAGCUAAUAGCUGAACAACAUUGAUUUGGACGCAGUUGCCUCUGUCUGCUACAUAUGCUGAUAAUGGUUACUGUAAAAUGUUAAUGUCAAAGGCAAUCAUAUGUGCUUGCCUUAGUGUAAUUUGUAUCACAUUGCUAUUCGUCCAGUCGGGACAUCAGUAUUACUGUAAUUGGCAUUAAAGCUCAUGGCAACACAUAAUGGUCUGUGAAAGAGUAUUUACUUUAUUUGCGCUUUCACAGUAGGCCAUUAACAUCUGAUUAUUAGGGGUUGGAGCCAUAUGUGUGCUGCGAAGUGCUGAUGAUUGUUUAAGCUCUUGAUGCAUGUCAUUAAAAUCUAAAACAGCUUUUUAGAUUUACUCAAGGUUUUUCUUCAACGAUGAAUUUUUUUAGCUCAACUUAAGUGCCAUUGACAUUACAUGCACAAAGUUGUCACCUCUUUUUUUGUUUCAUUUUGGUUAAAUGAUGGGAUGACUCGAUUCCUCAGUCUGACCUCUAUGUACUGUACUGGUAUUAACAUGUAAUUUAUUUUGCCUCGGGUAUCAUUUCUUACAUUGUGCUUGACAGAAAAUAUGUACAGCUUAGAAUUAAUGAAAAUAAAUCAUAUUAAAAAUGCA